AUGUCGGACACAGAACUGGGUCCUAGUGAAAUACCAGAGGAGCCUAAAGCGGAUGAGGAAGUUAAACAAAAGCUAGUUCUAAUCGAGUUAAACCGACGAAAACGAGCCAGUAAACGUAGCACAACGAAAGCAAGGCAUCAUCUUGAGAAGUUAAUCGUUGAAAAGGCGGAGGUUGAUAUACAGGAACUGGAACAUCGUGUAGAGACACUGUGGCAAAUACUGAAAGAUACACAAGUUAUAUUUCAUGGAACAGAAAGAUUUCGAAAGUCAUAAGCUUGUGAUGCAAGAGUCGAAUGAGUUAGAGGGGGAUUGUCAGAAGGUCAUUGAAAAGACGCAGGCUGUUAUUGUUAAAUGUGCAUCAGAAAGCUGUGUGCUGAGUCCACCCAUACAGAAAACUGCCCCAAACACAGGGGGUGAAGCAGAAACCGAAGUCACAGAUAAUCAAGGGGUUUCCACUUCCGUAACUGGGAAUGAAGAUGAACUCGACAUAGCUGAUGACGUCACAAACCAGGGGUCCCAGGCAGUGGCUCCUGCAACAUUAGGGGGUAAUGAUCACCUACAACAACCGGUUACCGAGAACAGUAGUUCCACCUCAACGGGGUACCCUAGUCCGCAGCAUGAUGUUACAACGACAAGUAGUGGACAUGGAGAAACUGUUAUUAACCGUCGUCUGAAACCAUUGAGGGUGCCAACCUUUGACGGAGACAAGAAAAAGUUUGAAGAGUUUUGGGGACUGUUCGUAAGCCUAGUAGAUAUGUCGAACGAACCAACUAGCUUAAAGAUGGCAAGACUCCGCCAAAGCUUAACUGGAAUAGCCCUGGACUCAAUCCGUGGACUUGGUGUGUCAGGGCCUGAGUAUAAGGAGGCCAAGGAGAUUUUAAAUACAAAAUUCGGAGGUCAGAGAAGGCAGCUUCGUGCCUACCUGGAUGAUUUAGAAAGAAUGCACCCCUUACGAGCAGCUGAUGUUCAAGGUUUCGAAAGGUUCGCAGAUCUAGUAAGAGUGACGGUUGUUAAGUUGCAGGCAGAAGGGAAAGUAGGAGAACUUGGAGAUGGAACACUGUACAGUUUGUUGGUCAAGAAGUUGACAGGACACCAGUUAGAAAUUUACACACGAUGGAUGAAUGAGCACAGUAAAGACAGAUCGGUUUUAAGUCUACGAGACUGGUUAAAGGAGGAAGUCUCAAUUAGAGUUGAAGCAAUUGAGAUGGCCCAUGGGAUAGAAUCCGAAGAUUCUGCGCGAUAUAAUCGAAAGCAAUAUCCAACGAAAGGUGGAAGGAGCAAUCCAAGUUCCUUUUUCAUGGCUUCGAACAAUCAACGAAAUUCAGCGUUUAACAAAGACAAAAGCCCAAAACAAAAGCCUCCUUGUGCCUUCUGUAACGGGCCGUAUCAUGGUAUUUGGGCUUGUCGACAGUUUGAACAAAGAUCGGUGGAACAACGAUGGAACUUUGCCAAAGAGAAACAGCUGUGUUUUCGCUGUUUGAGUAAGGAUCAUCAUAGAAUCUUGUGGCGAGAUUACGAGAGCGACCGGGAGCCUGAUGAGUAUGAAUUUACACGAGUCGUAUUUGGGAAAAAUUUGGCGUCUAUGGAAGCGCAAUAUGUCGCCCAAGAAAAUGCUCAUCGUUUUCAAGAUCGUUAUCCACUAGCAGCUGAAACAGUUCUGAAGUCUACAUACAUGGACGAUAGUAUCAAUAGCGUCGAGGACGAAGCCAAAGCCGAGACUAUUCAAAAGGAACUGCAAGAGCUAUGGAAGAAUGCUGGUAUGGAAGCCAGGAAAUGGGUCUCUAAUUCGAAGCAAGUUCUGGCAGCUAUUCCAGAAGAGCAUCGGGCAUCUGAACUGGUGAUUCGAGACGCAGAACAACCAGUGACUAAAACGUUAGGUAUUUCGUGGUUCAGCGAAGAAGACACCCUUUCCGUUCCAGCACCACCAAUGACUGCAUUCGUGUCGGUAACAAAACGUAACAUCCUAAAGAAGAUAGCUACAAUCUUUGACCCUCUCGGUCUGAUUUCGCCGGCGAUCAUAAAAGGAAAGAUGUUGCUUCAAUCGUUGUGGAGCCGAGGGUAUGAUUGGGAUGAUGAAAUACAUGACGACAUAGCAAACCAAAUUCAGUCUUGGCUUAAUCAGUUAUCCGUUUUAGCAGAAGUGAAGAUUCCCCGUUGUAUUAGACUUGCAUUAACAAUUAUAUCCUUCAAGUUGAUCACCUUCGUUGACGCCUCAACAAGUGCAUUUGGUGCUGCAGUGUAUGCCCGGUUCGAGUAUGAGCAAUCCUAUCCUCCUACAUGUCGUCUAUUGGCAUCAAAGAGCAAAGUUGCUCCCUUGGUACCAGUCACCGUACCGCGUCUGGAGUUAAUGGCCGCAAUAACAGGUCUACGAUUGACACAAACAGUUAUUGGAGUCUUGGAAAUCCCUAUGAGCACCGUAACAUUCUAUUCGGACAGUCUCGAUGUGCUUUGGUGGAUACGAGGUCAUGGAAAGGACUUUCGUGCGUUCGUGGCUAAUAGAGUCGGUGAAAUACAGAUGUUUAGUGAUCCUCAACAAUGGCAACACGUGUCUACGGAGCAGAAUCCUGCAGAUCUUAUAUCACGUGGUAUAAACGCUGAAGACCUCAAAGAGAAUUCAUUAUGGUGGAAUGGUCCUGACUGGGUAUUGAAGGAUGAAGACAAGUGGCCAAGAGUUGUUGACAAAAGCCCCCCAACCGAAAUGAAAGAAAGCAGGAAGCCUACUGUCUUAGUUAGUCAUGGAAGUCCAGUACCACAAAAUCCCGCAACGAACGCGACAACAGACGAAUGGAGAUUAAGCCCCAAUCGGUACUCAUCGUGGAUGCGUCUGGUUUGCAUUUAUGCACGAGUCGUCCGAGUUCUGUGCAACAUGCAGAAGAAAACAAAUCGGGUAUUUGGAAAAGCGCUACAGCCAGAAGAAAUUCAGGACGCAGAAGAAGAUAUCAUUCGCAACGUACAAUUAGAAAUCUUUUCCGAAGAGUACCAAGCCCUAAAGAGCAACAAAACAAUCUCACCCAAGAGUCCUUUGAUUAAGCUAUCACCUCGAAUUGAUGAGAAUGGAAUCAUUCGUAUGGAUGGCAGACUAACGUAUGCAGAUUACCUUCCGUAUGACGUAAAGCACCCCAUAAUCCUACCCCGAGGUCCCCACGUAACCAAACUAAUUGUUAAACAUUACCAUGAAAGAGCAAAUCACACAGGGGGUGUGAAUUUCAUUUUGGCUCAACUGUCACAAAGAUUCUGGAUAAUAGCAGCACGGGAAGAGAUUCGAAGCUGGGAGAGCGAAUGUAACGAGUGCAAAAAGAGGAAGAUGAAGCUUGCGACACAAAUAAUGGCUCCACUUCCAAAAGUUCGUCUUAGAUUUACUUUUCGUCCAUUCGACCAGAGCGCUGUGGACUACGCAGGGCCUUUUAUCACGGUGCAAGGCCGGGGGAGACAGCGUCAAAAGCGAUGGUUAUGUUUAUUCACGUGUCUUGCGACAAGAGCUAUCCAUUUGGAAAUGGCCUGGGCACUGGACACGGAGAGUUUUCUAAAUGCUUUCACUCGAUUCACUAGCCGACGAGGGGUACCGUCCGAAGUUACAAGUGAUAAUGGAACUAAUUUCGUGGGAGCCGUAAAUGAAUUGAGAGAUUUGGUGGGAAAAUUAGACCCAAACCGUAUUCAGCAGAAGACAAACCACCUCUUCAACAAAGUAAAGUGGCAUUUUAACCCUCCAGCCGCUCCGCAUUUCGGAGGAGUACAUGAAGCGAUGAUCAAGUCGGCGAAACGUGCUAUCUAUUCGGUCCUAGGAAACAGUGACAUUCGAGACGAAGAAUUGAUCACCGCAUUUACUGCUGCCGAAAGUCUGGUCAACUCCCGUCCCUUAACCUAUCAGACGACAGACCCUAAAGAUGUUACACCGUUAACACCAAACCAUUUCCUACACGGGCAAGUGGGUGGAGAAGUGGCUCCCGAAUCGGUUGACUACACCAAUUUUAACUUACGGAAUCGGUGGCGAAGAGUGCAACAACUACUCAAUCAGGUGUGGACGAGAUGGUUGAAAGAAUACCUUCCCACAUUAAACAAGCGUCCGAAGUGGACGGAAAUAGUGAACGACAUGAAAACAGGCGACGUUGUUCUUGCGUUAGAUCACAACCUACCAAGAGGUCGAUGGCCUCUGGGACGGAUCAUCGAGACGUAUCCUGGAAAAGACGGUCACACGCGAGUGGCAAAAGUUCAGUGCGGAGACAGAACCUUAGUUCGACCAAUACACAAGUUAGUACCGCUGUUUCAAGAAAACUGAUGGAACAGUGUUAGUUGAACAGUUAGUUUAGAUACGCACUCUACGCAGUGCGGGGAGGGGGAAUGUUGUUAAGAUAACUGUAUUUUGUAGUUAAUUCGUAGUUGACAUUUUAUGGUUGACAUUUCGAAAACAGUAAACUUGGGCAACCUAUGUCCAAUGAGGGGUUGCUAGGCAACGGGUUUUAAGGUCGUUCGAAAAACGUUGUUCGUGAGAUUUUAUGAGGGAAAUAUUACUUUUAUUAUUGUUCUUUUCGUUUAUUUUUGUUAAAUUAAAGUUUGUAAAAAGAGUUUCGAGUCUUGAGAACAGAAACGUUUAAAAUUUAUAAAAUACAGAGCAACUUUAAAAGCUUGCAGCCAUGACGGCGCUUACAUCAUUGUUCUAAGAAUACCCAACUUUUACCACCACCAUCAACCGCGUUACGCCCACAGUUAUGCGUGGAUAUCAACCUGACUUACGAGAGUGUGUUACAAGGAGUGCUAAAUCUCAAACCCGGCAAGGCAUGCGGUCCAGAUAAGGUUUCACCCAAGUUACUCAAGAACUCGGGCAUUGAUUCCAUCUCUACUUUCCCUCUACACUUCAAGUGCAAUAAGUAACAGCGUACCCGACCAGUGGAAAAAUGCCAUUGUUUCGUCACUCUACAAGAAGGACGAUGAAACAGAGAAGAGUAACUACAGACCUAUAUCCUUGCUCUGUGUGCCCGGCAAACUCAUGGAGACGUGUGUGUCCCAAACCAUCACCACCCACCUCGCAAAUCAUGAGCUCAGCCACACUCAUCAAUGGGCAUACAAGAAAGGUCAUUCGACAGAGUUACUCUUGGUGAAAAUGACCGAAGAUUGGAGACGGGCAUUAGACGAUAAAUUAGUGGUUGGUGUUGUCUUCGUGGACUUUCGAAAGGCUUUCGAAUCGAUCUCUCACUUAAUCUUGCUGAGGAAACUCCAAGAACUAGGUGUAUCGGGAAAUCUCUGAUCGUCGAUAAAGAACUAUCUGUCGAAUCGCCAUCAAGCGACUGUGAUCAAUGGUCAUGUAUCGUAGUCAAUGCCUGUUAA
Paramuricea clavata is the source of this 5322-nucleotide messenger RNA. NCBI's taxonomy places the organism in Eukaryota, Metazoa, Cnidaria, Anthozoa, Malacalcyonacea, Plexauridae. The record is from the annotation of a GenBank genome assembly.